AUGCCCGGUCCCGUAUUUAUUCUCAGGGGCAAGUUUUUCCCGCCCAAGCAAAUCACGACGACUUUCGAAGGCAAGACCAUCAUCGUGACAGGGUCAAAUACCGGCGUGGGUUAUGCAACCGCCCUCAAAUAUGUCCAACUCGCCGCGUCAACCGUCAUUCUGGGUGUCAGGAGUCUGCAGAAGGGCGAAAUAGCAAAAACGCAAAUUGAAAAGGCGACAGGGCGGGCAGGCGUUGUCCAAGUAUGGCAAUUGGACAUGGCCAGCUUCGAAGGCAUCGGUGCAUUCGCCAAGCGAAUUGAGAGCUUGAAAAAGGUCGAUGUCGCUGUUCUUAACGCAGGUAUCAUUAGUCGCAAUUUCAAGCUGUCUGAGAAGGGAUGGGAGAACAAUCUUCAAGUCAACACUCUCGGGACUGCGCUCUUAGCGAUCCUUCUCACCCCAAAGCUGCAAGCGUCCCGAAGUGCAGAUUCACCGGCACACCUAGUUGUGGUCACAUCGACAGGGCACAUCGACGCGCAGCUGAAACCUCAAGACAAAAAUCAGCUUCUCCACAAAUACAACAGUGACCUUGGCGUGGGACCGUAUCAGCAGCACGUGGCCUCCAAGUUGUUCAUGAUGUGGAUCACAAGAGAGCUAGCAUAUCGCUGUCUCGAUGCCAAUGGCGAGCCAACGGUGAUUGUUAAUGAUGCGUGUCCUGGUGCAUGCCGGAGUGACGUUGCAAGAGAGUUCAACACCACUCUAUGGGCCAUUGCUAAGGGCAUUGGAUCUUUUCUGCUCAUGAGACCUGCGGAAAAUGGUGCUCGCGUGCUUGUUGGCGCAUCCACUUUAGGGAAGGAUUCACACGGACGGUGGUGGUCUGCAGAUGGAAAUUACAGGCCGUGA
Molecule: messenger RNA, 879 nt
Organism: Penicillium riverlandense
Lineage: Eukaryota; Fungi; Ascomycota; Eurotiomycetes; Eurotiales; Aspergillaceae
Product: short-chain dehydrogenases/reductase
Exons: 1
Coding region: 1-879 (292 amino acids)
Source: RefSeq, a predicted model, not a curated record